UAAGAAUUUCAUAUGCGAUAAAUCACUCAGUUAAAAUAGCAAAAUAAUUAAAUAGACAGGAUUUGUGGGCAUCAUUGAAAUGUUUGAAAUUGGAAAAAUCAGGUACAAUUUGUAGUCUCAGAUUGGACCGUGUGCACGGCCCAUGAAUGCUGCUACGUCCUACGUAGACGCGAAAAUGUAAGAAUUUCAUAUGCGAUAAAUCACUCAGUUAAAAUAGUAAAAUAACUAAAUAGACAGGAUUUAUUGGACCGUGUGCACGGCCCAUGAAUGCUGAACAAUUCAAUUAUGUGUUUCUAUUAUAUCGUUGUUACAAUCUGAGAUUUCCGGACGUAAGUUAUGUCAAGUAGGAAUUAUAUCUCAGUCAUUUAGUCAGCACUGCAGCUAGGUAUAUUGUCAUAAAUUGAAACACACGUGGUAUCUACACAUCGCCCUCAAUUUUUUGAUCGUUCGGACUAAAUAGUUGGUGAUCAAUGAUUCGUGACACGAGUCAGAUCAUCCACUACCUGUCCAACUGUUCGCUACUAUCGUAAGUGUAGCUAACAUAGUCUACCAAAUUUCAAAUGGUUUUCAAGUAACAGCUAAAAGACAAUCUUGUAUCAAAUUAGUCUCAAACAAAAGAGACGCUAUUUGUCUUUCAUGUACAUAAAAUUCGUUCCUUUGUUCCACAUGUUCUUGGCUACAACGCAAUGUUUGACUAAUCCUUUGGCGAUUUCUACCAAUUUUUUUUUAUAUUUCAAAUUAUUGUUAUCAAUAUAGAAACAAUAUCCGUAUCAUUCGAUUCAUUGGAAGAACUAUAGUUGUGUAUAGUUGGAAUAGUAAAAAGACAUCCAUAAAGAAGAAUUCUGUUUAGACACGAUUUACACUCGGAAGCCCCAAAAUUCAUAAGAAUGAUAGUAAUAAUUUAGUAAAUUGUAUACACCAAUAUAGCAACGUGAUAAACAAACAAAUAUUACAUUUCUCGAUUCCAAUUUAUGUAAAAAAUACCGAAAUUUUGAAUCUAAUUAUUUCACUAUUUUAAAUUCCAAUUUGUUUAGCCGUAAAAUUAUUGCAUACCACAAGAGGACGCGGAAAAUUAAAGAUACGUUACUUUGUUACAUCUACCAUACAGAUUGAGUGAUAUAAACUAAAUAAACUCGCAGUGAUACAUCACUGGGUAUACUCGCGUUCGUGUCAAUUUAAUCACAAUUAAUCAUCACAGUGUGUGCUGAUUAUCAUUGUAUGACAAAUUAUACAUACGCAAAUUACGAUAAAAAGAAAUUAUCUUAUUUCUUAACUAUACCCUAACUAUACCCUAUAAAUAGUUUCUCUGAAUUAAAUAUAGUAAUUUGCCAGAAAUUCGUAACUAUACCAACAUCCUGCAAAAGCGAAACAUAGAUACAAGAUUAUAAAGAAUAAUUCUAGAACUCUCUGCGAAAUGAUUUAAAUAUUAUAACACGUGAUCAACAUCUCAUGCUAUAUAUAUAUUGCAUGAGAUAUUUACCACAUAUAUAUUAUAUAUAUAUAGAAAUAUUAUACUUGAGAUUUGCAUCCGUUGACCUGAUGUUACGCGAUCGAUCAAUAUUCAGAAAUAGCAGCAGUUCGAGACGACGUAGACGUUGUCAUAAUCGUGACGAAUUCACGUUAUCAUAACAUUCGAAGCGAACGUGACGUGACGUCGCUGGAAUUGAUUUCUCGCGGUGCACACACGUUCCAGGUAGACCGCUGUAUACUCUCGUAAAUAGGCUCGAGAAACGAUUCCUCAAGGUCCACCGUAUACGAACUACACGUUACCGGUGAGCUAUUAACUUUACCAUUCGCAUAAUCUUCUUAUAGUACAUAUAAGACAUACGUAGUAAAGCGAAGUAAUUAAUACUCGAUGCGCUCAGUGUGAACAUUAAUAUUUAUAUGCAGUAUUUGCAAGUAAUGUUUAUGUUAUACUUGUGUUCAUAAUUUGAUGACAAUCAAGAUAAUUAAUACAUGCUGUUCUAAUAUUUGUUUUAGAAGAAAUUUAGGAAAUUUUGGUAUUUUUAAAAAACGUAUCAUACUUGAAUUGCAAUUCGUUCUCAUCGUCCAAGCAAUCAACACGUUGAACAAUGACUCUACCCGUAAAUCAAUCAGUUUGUAAGAUAUUUAACAGUAGCCAGUUCCCUUUUGACUGCCGAAGAGUGCGGCAAUACUCGCUUCCUUCUAGUUUUCCAUACGACACCAACGAUACAAGAAACUUCACUUGAAGUUACGAAUCAGUACUUUUCAGUUGGAACUUUUUAACGACUAUUAGAAAUUUUCUUUAUUCGUGAGAACUGCGGCACAUGUUACGAAUGACGUAAUUGAGAUCUCAUUUACAUUUCAAAUACAGAUAUUAAAGCAUAGCGAGAGAUAACAUUCAAGACUCUGAGUUACGUUUUGAACAAACUUUGCUUUAUGUUUGGAAAUACUUUCGUUUUAAUACUUUUCAUCAUCAGUAUUAUACAUUUUGAUUUCUGUAAUUGUACGAAUGUUAUAUCGGUAAAGUAUCCAAAGGAUAAAUGUCAUUAUCGAAAACUCCGAUAGUAUAGUAUAGUAUAGUAAACGGAUCUUAUACUUGCGACUCUACAGAGUUAGCGACAGUUGUUUAUAUCUUAGAAUCUGUUCACCUCUCUAUCAAUUAUGAUUCACAUAGUCGAGUUUAAUAUCCUGUAGUAAUUAUCUGACAACUCGGUACAUGCAUAGUACAUAUAAGACAUACAUAGUAAAGCGAAGUAAUUAAUACUCGAUGCGCUCAGUGUGAACAUUAAUAUUUAUAUGCAGUAUUUGCAAGUAAUGUUUAUGCUAUACUUGUGUUCAUAAUUUGAUGACAAUCAAGAUAAUUAAUACAUGCUGUUCUAAUAUUUGUUUUAGAAGAAAUUUAGGAAAUUUUGGUAUUUUUAAAAAACGUAUCAUACUUGAAUUGCAAUUCGUUCUCAUCGUCCAAGCAAUCAACACGUCGAACAAUGACUCUACCCGUAAAUCAAUCAGUUUGUAAGAUAUUUAACAGUAGCCAAUUCCCUUUUGACUGCCGAAGAGUGCAGACGUGCUGGGUGCCCGGAGAGGUCUCUCCCUCGAUACCGGACGUGGAGAGAAAGUGUUCCCGAAAGUGCAAAAAACGGGGAAAACAAAAAAUACAACGAGUGCCACCGCUCAGGAUAUCAAACAACGGCGAAACAUAUGCCGUACACAAAAAUAUGGAAAUCCAAGAAUCUACAGAAACCGAAAUGGAUAUUACUCGAAUGAGCGACGAUACAAACGCCAACAACAACGAAAUGACACAACAAGACGGAAACUGGAAGGUCGUAACUCCCAGCAAAAGAAGAAAAAUUACAACAAACGCAAAUACUAGGAGGGCUGCAGAAACAGAAAGUAAGCAGUGGCUCCAAGAAAUCCCACUACAAAACCCCUUCAGCAUACUACCACAAGAGAAGGAACCAGAAACAACUGAAAAACCAAAACACAACGCCAAACCACCACCAAUAUACAUCGAUGCGCAAGUAAUAGACCCCCUCGUCGAACUGCUAAACAAUACGGCAGGCAAAGAAAACUACUCAAUAAAACAAUUAAAACUGGACCAGGUAAAAGUGCUAAUCAACGCCCCAGAAACCUACAGAAAAGUGGUAAAAGUGCUAAAAGAAAAAAACGCCGGGUACCAUACCUACCAACUCAAAACCGACAAAAGCUAUAAAGCAGUUAUCAGAGGACUACACCCAAAAACAAAUACAAGCAACAUAUGCGACGAACUAGCCAAAAUCGGACACCAGAUAAGGAUAAUAAACAACAUAACGAGAUUUAAUACUAAACAACCACUACUGCUAUUCCUAAUUGAACUCGAACCUAAAAACAACAACAAGGAAAUUUUCGAAAUCAAACAAAUCCUAAACACAAAUCCACAACAAGACAGGGCAGAAGCUGAGACACCAAUAAAAGUACAGCACGUAAUGAACAACAACCACAAUAAUACCAACACCACUGGCAGUCGAAGCUACGCGCAAGCAACCAAGGAAGUAACACCCGUAGCCAACCAAAACCACAACAAUAACACCAACGACGCUACAGAAAUAAAAGAACUAUUAAAACAAUCCAUCAAAAGCACCGACAUGUUAACAAGAACGAUAAGCGAACUAAACGAAGCAUUCAUACAGCAAUCAUUACAAAUCACAGCUAUGAUACAACUGAUAACAACCAUGCUAAGCAAAAAGUAAAAACGGACAUACUAAAAAUAGCUGCCUGGAACUCUAACGGCCUACAACAAAGGGCCAUUGAAACCAAAGCAUUCCUGUACCACAACAACAUAGACAUACUACUCGUAUCAGAAACGCAUUUCACAACAAGAAGCUACACAAAAAUACCAUAUACGGUACCAAGCAUCUCUCAGGAAAAGCACACGGAGGGACCGCAGUGAUAAUAAGAAACGACAUUAAACACCACCUACACAGUCAAGUUAAUAAAGAACACAUACAAGCAACUACCGUUACCGUACAAACUAGCAGCAACCGUCUACAGCUGUCAGCAGUAUAUGCACCACCGCGACACAAAAUUACAGCACAAAUGUGGGAAGAAUACUUCCAACAACUAGGCGACAAGUAUAUCGCAGCAGGAGACUACAACUCAAAGCACACAACAUGGGGAUCAAGAAUCACUACACCUCGAGGCAGAACCCUGGAAAAACACAUCAGGAAAAACAAUCUCAAUAUAUUAUCCACAGGAAGACCGACAUACUGGCCGACAGACCUGAGCAAAAUCCCUGACCUACUCGACUUUGCAGUUACAAAGGGAUUAAAUGGAAAUAAAAUAAAUAUAGCAUCCAGCCUCGAGCUUAGCUCCGACCAUACACCCAUAAUAAUAACAUAUAGAAACAAGCCAAUACUCUACACAACUCAGAGACACUAUGCAACAAAUCCACUAAUUGGCAAACCUUCAAAGAAAUAAUUGAAAGCAAAAUCAACUGCAACAUCCCACUGAGAACGCCCCAACACAUCGAACAAGCUGUAACAACACUUACAGAAACUAUACAAGAGGCAGCACGGGCAACCACAAAACCAAAAACUACCACUAGACAAACAAAACAAUACUUGAAUUGCUUUGAUAUUAUCGACAAUGUUUUCAUCGACGUGAAUUCACCGACACCGAGUAUGUUUAUUUGCCGACCCGUUGAAACCAUCGACAAUCGUCCCACCGAUAUUUGCCGACAAUUAUUGCAUCGGCAUGUGCUAUCAUUGAUUAUGCAUCUUUAUUUAUACUAUACAUUCAUUUCCGUGUAAAGGAAAAUAAAGAGGAAAAUAGAAGAGAAAUGAUAAAAAUCAUUACGACGUACUGUUACUGUGUUAAUUAACAUAAGAUAAAAAUGCUUAUCUACAAAAAAGAUUCCACUUCCGAUCUCCAAUAUAAUUUUUAAUAUGUUGUCAAGGACAUCGCAUUGAAUAAUGCGUGGUAUCGACAACUUCUUGCGAAUAUCUCGAAAACCAAGACAAACAGUACAUACAUAAGAAAUUUCUAAAUCAUCGUGUUAUUUCUUGUUUAAUUUCCUUCACGUUUUUAAUAAUAUUUCUCCUACGGUUAGAAGAGAUGAUUUAGGAAGGAAAGAGUGAUUGGUGUCAG
Molecule: messenger RNA, 5586 nt
Organism: Bombus pascuorum
Lineage: Eukaryota; Metazoa; Arthropoda; Insecta; Hymenoptera; Apidae
Exons: 2
Coding region: 2949-4190 (413 amino acids)
Source: RefSeq, a predicted model, not a curated record